Molecule: messenger RNA, 1026 nt
Organism: Meloidogyne enterolobii
Lineage: Eukaryota; Metazoa; Nematoda; Chromadorea; Rhabditida; Meloidogynidae
Source: the annotation of a GenBank genome assembly
GAAGCAAUUGAAGGCUCGGAAAUGGUUAUUAAUGUGCAUGAACUACAAGAUUUGUCUUUGACACCAAAUAUGGAGGAGUUAAACAAAAACAACGUUGAAUUUGUUGCUGAAGUGAUUUCUUAUUGCAAAACUUCAAAGGUUACUGUGUUAGUCCAUUUAAGUACCACUUAUCUUCAAUGUUCAACAAAAUGGCCAAAUGUUUAUGGAAGAGAAUCUGAGGAUUUUAAACAAUUUCUGAACGAGUGUCCUUUUCCACAAUAUUGCAAAAGUAAACUUAUGGCUGAGGAAUUUUUGAGAAACAAUUUAGACAAUAAAUUUUCUGUUGUUAUUGCACGUGUUGGUCCAGUAUAUGGUGAAGGUGACCGGCGCUCAUUGGUCUGCGAUACUCUUUUGGUCAAUAAAUAUUUUGGAUAUGUUCCCCGAAUUGGAAAUCAUAAGGAUAUGGGUGUACUUCAGUUUACAUAUGCUGGGAAUGUUGCAUUUUCUUUACUUUCGUGUGGCCAAAAGUUAAUGAAUUCUGAAAACAAAAAUUCUUGUGAGACUGUUCUUAUUUGUGAUGAUACUCCUUUACAUGAUUUUUAUUCUUUAAUUCUGGAUGGGAUGUUGGAUUCAAAGGAGGUUGAUACUGGACACGAGGAAAUUACAAAGAGUACUUGGACAAUUCCUUUUUGGCUUAUCUUCUUUCCAUAUUUAUUUAUUUGUUGGGUGGUGCAGUUAAUUACAAAUAUUUCCAAUUUGCAUUUGAGCCUUAAUUAUUUGCCAUCUCCAAAUCUUAUUUAUCUUUUAUUACGCCAUUGGACUUUUUAUUCUGGUUAUAAACUUCGAGUAUUUUUUGACGUUAAACCUUUUUAUGAUUGGGAGACUUGUUUGAAACGUUCUCGACUUUAUUAUACAAAUUUGAAGACUGAGGAGAUUGAAGGGCCUUCUUGGCUUCCCUCGACAAUUAAAAUGACAAAUUAAUUUAUCGAAUUCUCUAUAUUUCUUCCAUUUCUGUGCCCUUCUCCCACUAAAAUGCGUUUUGGUCAA